AUUCAUCGCAUAUUUCCGGCAGGACGACGAUCGCAGUUGCCUACGAGUGGCGCAAUAGAAAUGGCGGAGGCAGUAACGUCUGAUGUCGCUAAACUUCAAGUGAAAGAGUUGUACACGUCGGAAAAGAGUGGCAGCGACGAGACGGGAGAUGGAACGGAAAGCAAGCCGUUCAAGAGUGUUUUACAAGCCAUGCGAGCAAUCGGUGCUGAGCCAUUUCCAUCAAUUCUGGUUGAUUCAAAGACUGAAGGUGAACGCUGGGAGCCAGUGUCAAGUUCUCAGCUAAAGAAGCAAAAGAAAUUAUGGGAAGCUGAGAAAAGAAAAGUUGCGAAAAAGUCUGAAGCUGAUGAGGCUCGUCAACAGCAAGAUAUUGAGGCUGCUGAACGACAUGCUAAACAGCUGGAGGAGGCAAAGAAGGUAGUGCUCAAGGAAGAUCCGUCUUUGCCCAAAGCCAAGCAGGUCAAAAUUCGUGACUCUACAGCUCACAGAGACCACAGAGUGAAAGUCUAUGGAUGGGCACAUUCAAUACGAAGACAGGGUAAAGUGUUGAUGUUCAUUGUUCUUCGUGACGGCACUGGUUUCCUCCAGUGUGUACUCAAUGACAAUCUGUGUCUUUGCUAUGAGUCGUUAGUUCUGACGGCUGAAAGUACGAUUGCUGUUUAUGGAUUCAUUAAGAUUGUGCCAGAAGGGAAAAUGGCGCCUGGUGGACACGAGCUGAUUGUUGAUUAUUGGGAGCUUGUUGGACUUGCUCCUGCAGGUGGAACUGAUAAUGCUGUGAACAGGGAAUCAAGCGUCGACAUCAUGUUAGAUCAACGUCAUCUCGUGCUGCGAUGGGAAACUCCUGCUAACAUCAUGAAAGUCAGAUCAGCAGUACAACAUUGUUUCCGAGAGCAUUAUUUUGCCAAUGGUUACUAUGAGAUUUCGCCGCCGGUUCUGGUUCAGACUCAAGUGGAAGGCGGGGCUACUCUCUUUAAACUCAACUAUUUUGGUGAGGAGGCAUUUUUGACUCAGUCGUCUCAGUUGUAUCUAGAGACUGUGUUGCCAUCACUUGGUGAUGUCUUCUGUAUAGCAGAGUCGUAUAGGGCAGAAACAUCAAGAACACGUCGCCACCUUUCAGAAUACACACACGUCGAAGCCGAGUGUGCGUUCAUUAGUUUUGAUGAUCUGCUGGACAGACUCGAAGAUCUGGUGUGUGAUGUGGCUGCUAGGGUAUUGGCAUCUCCACAAGGUGAACUAGUGAAACAAAUCAACCCAGAGUUUACAUUGCCCAAGAGACCAUUUAGACGUAUGGACUACACAGAUGCCAUUAAGUGGCUACACGAGCACAACGUCAAUAAAGAUGAUGGAACUCCAUACGAAUUUGGAGACGACAUACCUGAAGCUCCCGAGCGUAAAAUGACUGACGCUAUUAACGAGCCGAUAUUUUUGUGUCGUUUUCCCGCCGAAAUCAAGUCUUUCUACAUGCAGCGAUGUGCAGAUGACAAACGAGUGACAGAAUCUGUUGAUCUCCUUAUGCCUGGUGUGGGUGAAAUUAUUGGUGGCUCAAUGAGGAUAUGGGAUUUGGAAGAAUUGCUAGCCGGCUAUAAACGUGAGGGUAUUGAUCCAACACCUUACUACUGGUACACAGACCAGAGAAAGUAUGGCACAUGCCCACAUGGAGGGUAUGGUCUAGGUCUGGAACGUUACCUCACAUGGAUGCUGAACAGGAAUCACAUUCGAGAUGUGUGUCUGUAUCCGCGUUUCAUCGAACGCUGCAAGCCUUGAAUGAAGACUGAAGAGACACGUGCUGCAUGUCGAUACGUUGUUGCUGAUGUUUUGUGGAUUGCUGGUCAGCAUCUUGAUCAAUACAUUGUUGUUGUUGUUGACUA
Molecule: messenger RNA, 1865 nt
Organism: Corticium candelabrum
Lineage: Eukaryota; Metazoa; Porifera; Homoscleromorpha; Homosclerophorida; Plakinidae
Product: asparagine--tRNA ligase, cytoplasmic-like
Exons: 20
Coding region: 61-1761 (566 amino acids)
Biological process (GO): asparaginyl-tRNA aminoacylation
Cellular component (GO): cytoplasm
Molecular function (GO): nucleic acid binding; asparagine-tRNA ligase activity; ATP binding
Source: RefSeq, a predicted model, not a curated record